AAGGGUGAAGGAGAAAAAGCAAAUAUAUUUGACAAUUUUGUGUUUUUAGAGCUUACGGUCACUCACACAGCUCCACAGCAGCAACAAGAAGAAGAAGAAGAAGCAAGAAGACGAUGCAUACGCUGAGUGCUGCCUGCGCUUCCUAUCCUCUAUGCCGGAUUGUUUCGUUUGAAUCGUGUCGUCAAGCAUCGGAUAUGUUAUUGUUUCCUUGCAAUGUGAGAGAGCAGCUUGCCAAAGCAAGAAGGAUGCAUAAGGGAUAUCGACUCAAGGCUGGCUUUUGGGAAUCCAUUAAAUCCGGUAUUUUAAACAACAACACACAAGUAGUUGAACAGCCCUCCAUGCUCCCGGAAGAGGAAGAAGAAGAACCUCUGCCUCAAGAAUUAGUUCUCAUUCAGAAGACUGAACCAUAUGGAACAGUUGAAGAAAUAAUAUUUUCUUCUGGUGGAGAUAUUGAUGUGUACGAUCUUCAAGCCCUUUGUGAUAAGGUAAGUUGGCCUCGGAGGCCGCUGACAAAACUAGCUGCAGCUUUGAAAAAUAGCUACUUGGUUGCUUCAUUGCAUUCAGUUCGGAAAUCACCUGGAUCAGAAAGGAAUGACCAGAAGAAGUUAAUUGGCAUGGCUCAAGUUACAUCAGAUCAUGCCUUCAAUGCCAGAAGAAGUUAAUUGAUCCCAGCUAUCAGGUAUGCUUGUACAUUGUGUGUUGGACUUAAAGCACUAAUCACGUAACAUGUUUUCAUGAUUGUUACCCAUGACAUCUUUAUCGUUCAGGACCAAGGCCUCAGAAAGGCUCUUGUUGAAAAGAUGAUACAGGCUCUUCUGCGAGGGACAUCGGAAACAUUUCACUCUUUGCAGAUAGUCAGGGUAAAACAACAAUUAUUUGUAGCGUUUAGUCAAUUAUAAUAUCAUGCCAGUGUGCUAUUUAAGUUCAA
Molecule: messenger RNA, 928 nt
Organism: Pyrus x bretschneideri (Chinese white pear)
Lineage: Eukaryota; Viridiplantae; Streptophyta; Magnoliopsida; Rosales; Rosaceae
Product: probable acetyltransferase TAP2
Exons: 6
Coding region: 114-662 (182 amino acids)
Cellular component (GO): cytoplasm
Molecular function (GO): N-acetyltransferase activity
Source: RefSeq, a predicted model, not a curated record